Galleria mellonella (greater wax moth) is the source of this 1831-nucleotide messenger RNA. RefSeq names its product major facilitator superfamily domain-containing protein 10 (gene rtet). Gene Ontology annotation, cellular component: brush border membrane. Bases 182 to 1621 code for a protein of 479 amino acids. The transcript is spliced from 8 exons. NCBI's taxonomy places the organism in Eukaryota, Metazoa, Arthropoda, Insecta, Lepidoptera, Pyralidae. The record is from RefSeq and is a predicted model, not a curated record. Gene Ontology annotation, molecular function: transmembrane transporter activity. Gene Ontology annotation, biological process: transmembrane transport.
UUUGGUUACUUUCGUUUUCGUUGAUAUUUCAUUUGAUUUCAAUUCAAGAAGCUAAAGGGAAGGGGUUAAUAUUUUCUAAGCGGUCCCCUUCUUUAGUUCCAUGAUUUCCAUGGAUUUUAUUAAUAUCAGUUUGACAUUAAAACUUUUCGGUAGAAUACAUUACAAAAGUUAAAUUAUAAUAAUGAAUCAACAAGUCAAUGGUGUUGUUAAAAAGAGAAAGGAUAAUUUUUUGCAAGAAGCUGGUGAAAUCCAAAAGAAAAAUGUAUCAAAUACUACAUGUUCUAAAGCAAAAUUAAGCCCAAAAACCAUUGGUUUGGUUUUUAUAUCAUUAUUAUUGGAUUUAUUGGCAUUCACUAUGAUCCUGCCACUUUUACCUUCGUUAUUAGAUUAUUACAAUAAAGAAGAAGGCAAAGGAAAUAGUUUAUAUGCAAGUUUACUUCAAGCUGUCCAAAGUUUUCAAAAGUUUACAGGGGCACCAGAUCGGUUUUCUUCAGUUUUAUUUGGUGGAAUUCUGGGCUCCAUGUACAGCUUUCUCCAAUUUCUAACGAGUCCAAUAGUUGGAAGUCUUUCUGAUGCAUAUGGAAGAAAGCCUAUGCUCUUAAUUUGUUUGAUAGGCAUAGCAGUAUCACAUGGUCUGUGGGGUUGUGCAAGAAGUUUUAGUGUGUUUGUAUUGGCACGAUUCAUUGGUGGAUUGAGCAAAGCCAAUGUAAGUCUUAGUAUGGCCAUUGUUACAGAUGCGUCAAAUGAGAAAACUAGAGCAAGAGGAAUGGCAUUAAUAGGUCUAGCGUUUUCUGUUGGGUUCAUAAUUGGACCUUUAGCAGGCGCUUGGUUCGCCGCUAACAAUACCCUCACGUCUGGGCCAUGGGGCGAGCGACCUGCUUUUUACGCACUGUUACUAUCUCUUGCUAAUGUAGCACUUGUAAUAUUCUUCAUACCAGAAACAUUACCCAAGGAGAAACGAGCACCACUAUUGUUUACGCUGUCUAAGACACUGGAUUUCGUAUCCCCUUGGCAUUUAUUGAAAUUUAGCGCUGUGAAAAAUUUAUCACAGCAUCAGAAUAAAGUACUUACAAAAUUGGGACUGAUCUACUUUUUAUAUUUAUUUAUAUACUCUGGUCUCGAGUUUACUCUAACAUUCCUCACUCAUCAUACCUUCCAAUACACGGCUAUGCAACAAGGAAAAAUGUUCUUAGUCAUAGGCGUCAUAAUGGCGGUGCUGCAGGGCGGCGCGGCGCGGCGGCUGGGCGCGAAGGGCGCGGAGAGGGCCGCGCGGGCGGCGCUGGCGCUGACGCCGCUGUCGUUCGUGUGUGUGGCUGCCGCCGCCGCGCCGCGUCCGCCGCUGCUACCGCCCGUCGCCUGGCUCUGGCUCGGACUUGUCCUCUUUGCUGUUUCGACUGCGUUCGCGGUGUCGUGCCUGUCGUCGCUGGCGGCGGGGCAGGCGCCGGCGGCGGCUCGCGGCGCGGCGCUGGGUGCGCUGCGCUCGCUCGGUGCACUCGCGCGAGCUGCUGGCCCGCUGCUCGCCUCCUCCGUGUACUGGAUUUCGGGCGCAACUACUACCUACACUAUAGGAGCCGCAAUUCUAAUCAUUCCAGCUGUGAUGAUGUUUAGACUGAAGAUAUGAACUCUAUAUCUUUUGCAGAUUUUACACUGCCUCAAGAAGCACAUAAGCAAUAAAAGAUUUUAUAUGCCUAUUAUGUACCUAACAGUAGGUAAUAAGAUUUGAGAAUAACUUAUUUAUUGUAACAUUACCAGAUUUUAUAACUUAUUUAUUUUAUUGAUAAUACUUUAUAAGUACAGGAGAUUUAUCUCGAAUAAACAGUAUUAUAUUACA